This is a messenger RNA of Plodia interpunctella (Indianmeal moth), 1015 nucleotides long. RefSeq names its product Programmed Cell Death 5 (gene PDCD-5). The record is from RefSeq and is a predicted model, not a curated record. NCBI's taxonomy places the organism in Eukaryota, Metazoa, Arthropoda, Insecta, Lepidoptera, Pyralidae. The transcript is spliced from 3 exons. Gene Ontology annotation, molecular function: DNA binding. Bases 111 to 500 code for a protein of 129 amino acids. Gene Ontology annotation, cellular component: cytosol; nucleus.
ACAAAAUAUAAUUCCUCCCAUGAAUGAUUUUUUUAAGCUUUGUUGAGUUGAGCUUCAGAAGAAAGAAAAUUAUAAUACAUACGUGCAUCUAGUUCUGUAAAAUCUGAAAUAUGGAUGAUCCAGAUCUAGAGAAAAUAAGGCAGCAACGUAUUGCUCAGUUACAGGCACAACAUGGCGGUGGUGACCCUAAUCAAGUCAAGGCACAGGAGGAACGCAUGCAGGCAAUGGAAGAAGCAAAACACACCAUACUUGCACAAGCACUAGAUCAAAAUGCAAGAGCCAGACUAAACACAAUCAAAAUCAGCAAGCCAGAGAAAGCAGGUAUGGUGGAAAAUAUGAUCUGCAGAAUGGCCCAAAUGGGACAAGUUCAGAGUAAAAUCUCUGAACAAGAACUCAUACAACUUUUGGAAUCUAUCAACCAGCAGAUGCCCAAAACAAACAGCUCAGUGAAAUUUGAUCGAAGAAGGGCAGCUAUUGAUUCAGAUGAUGAUGACAUUUAGCAGACUUCUACAUGUAGGCAAACCAAAUGAUGGUGUACUCUGACAUCAUUUUAAUGGCACUACUGUCUGGAUGGAAAAGGCAUCAGGAAAAAUAAUUCCUCUCUCAACAGCCUCUUGAUUUCCAGUUGGAGUUUAGCAUUUGGUUUCAUAAUAGCUUUAUUUAAGUUUAUACAAUUACCUAAUGCCUUAAUUAAAACACUAAUAUUUUAUUAUUAAAUAGUUUGUUUUAAAUACAACUCAUAAGCUUUGACAGUGGCUGGUGGUAAAAACCUUGAUCUUUGGCUUUUCCAAGUAUUAUCAUAACAUUUUUUAAAUUAAUAUUGUAUGUUGAACUGAUUAUGUAGGUAUAUUUUUAAAAUCAUACCUGUAAGAAAUAGUUCGAGUUGUUGACACCACUGACUGGUUUUAUUACUUUUUUUUGUCUAUACCUCUUCAAGCUUAGUUACAUCACUGGGAAAUUACUUCAACAAAAACUAAAACAUAAAAUAUCUGUUUAAUAAAAAUCAUGAAACUAA